CUGGGGGCGUAGAAAUAAGGAUGUAUGCGCACAAUCGAGGCUGCAUUGCGCGCUUAAAUACUGGCUUAAUUACGCGUGUCCAUACUUGCGGGUAAUUAGCCCAGUAUUUAAGCUAAUUACCGCCUUAAUUACCAAGUGGAAACAGCCCCAAGUCUUUCGGGCGCUUAGCCCUUUGGCCUUACGGCCUGCUCGGUCUUUCCAAACACUUCGCUUGAAGGCAUCAUGCGUGGUGACGCGUCAAACAUUUACAAAUGGGUGGUCGACGACGUCGUGAGCAGCAUGACGGCCGAAUUUCAGGCCGCUGGCAUCGACGAGUCGGUCCUCAUGGAGCUCAAGACAAAGUGGGAGGAGAAGCUGCGCCAGCAGGGCUUGAUUCACGACAACGAUGGGGGCGAUGACCACCAUGCCGCUCGCCGAACCGGCGCGGCUGGGGAGGCGGCGGGUGGUGGCGACGAUGCAGGCGGCAGUGUGCUGGGGAAGCGGCGGGCGCCCGAGGGCGGCCUCGCGCCCGGCGCCCCCAACGCAGGUUUUAACAAUCCAGCUUUUGCCGUGGCGCAACAGUUCUUCGCAGUCUACACGCAGCAGCUAAACCACCAUACCCAAUUGCUGCAGCAGCAGGCACAGCAGCAGGCGCAGCAGCAGCAAGCGCAGCAACAGCAACAGCAGCAGCAGCAGGCGUCGCAACCGGACCCGGCGGCGGCAGCACGUGCUGCCCAUGCUGCGCAGGUGGCGCAGGCAAACCACGCGGCACUCGCGCAGGUCAUUGGCGGCGCGGCGGGGGCUCCUGCAGCCGCGGCCGCGCAGUUCGCUCUGAAGCAGGAGCCAGGGCGGCAGGCGGUGCCCGGGCCGCACCACCCACACCCGCACGCGCACGCACACGCGCAAGCGGCGCACCACCCCCAGGCCGUGCAGCCCCACCCGCACGCGCACAUGCACACGCAUCCGCACGCGGGGCAUUACGCGCCGGCCCCGGGACAGGCGCCGCAGGCGCACCACAUGCCGCCGGGCGGGGUGCAGCCGCAGCAGGCGGCCGCGGCCGCUCAAGCCGCGGCCGCGGCCGCCGCAGCCGCAGCCGCGGGCUACCCAGGCGCCUACUACGCGCACGGGCAGAUUCCGCAGCAUGACGGCGAGGACGGCGACGCCGGCGCGGGGCCCAGCAGCAGCGGCGCGGGCGCGGACGGCGGGGGGGACGGGGCGGGCGGCGGCGAGGAGCCGGCGGCGGAGGGUGACGAGGUGCUGUCAGAGGAUGAGCACGACGAGGGCGACGAGGAGGAGGUGGUGGAGAACCUUAUGAUCGGGCAGUUUGAGAAGGUGCAGAAGAUGAAGAGCCGCUGGAAGGUCGCGAUGCGGGACUGCGUGUUCCACAUCAACGGCCGCGACUACCUGUUCAAGAAGUGCCAGGCCGAGUUCAGCUGGCAAUAGUUACUGAUGCAAUGGUGUAUUCUGCGAUAGUUGUGUUCCAGUGUUGUGCCAGAUUAGUGGCUCUGUAGGCUUUUUACAUGCUCAGGGGCCAGCAACUGAGAUGGUAGGGAUCAAGGAGGAUGCAGGUAGCCGUGGACGGGCCUGGUGCUGUUUGCGAGUGCACUCGUUCCGCGUUGAACACGGGGCAUACAUGGCUCGCUUGGCGCUGGGCAUGAGGCGCCUGGCUGCUGUGCUGUCAGACUAGUGGCGCUGGCGACAAGGCCCAGUCCGCCGUCUUCCCUCGCGUGUGGAGAUGGGUAAAAUAGGCCAUUGCGCCGGUGCGUUGGGCGUACAGCGGGAUGUCGGAUGCCGCAAGCACACGGCAGGCAUGAGCAGGGAUUCGUGACGGCGCCAUGGCGCCAACGACGAGCACGCAGGAGUUGCCGAGUAUGACUUUCAUGGACGUACAUGGACUGAAGCGCGUGCUGGUGGGGUCAAGUGCCCAUCGCACGCCUUCCUAACGAGGAAGGGCCUGCCACGAUUGGCACGACAGGUCAGGGUGCACUCGGGUUGCACGAUGUCAAUUUCGAUAGAAGAAGUAGGAGGAAUACCGUGUGCCGGGUUGGCGGUAGGGGAAUGGUACACAGGAUGCAGAGGGCAGUCAUGCUCCCCGUCCGCAGCAAGGCAAGGGCCGGACGCCGCACAGAAUGUGGACAUUGGUGCCGGGCGCUGCCCGUAGUGGCGUAGUCCAUGUUCGCGCAGUGCCAACGAUUUUCGAACGCAUGGGAUGCUGAGUUUUGGGCGUAACUGGGGCUGUGAGCUCGUGUGGUGAAGGAUGUCCCGGCAGCCCUUCGCACGCCGGAGGCGGCCAGGGCCUGCCUCGGGCCUCCACAAUUUGGCUAUGGUUGCCAGCAGUGCGUUGUAGGGCAGGUUGGGUGUACGGCGUUGCAGCAUCAAGGGAAUAUCCUGAGCGUGCAAGCAUGCAUGGACAACCGAGUGCUGCUACGUCCGGACCAUUUGGCGCUGCCAUCUACCAUUCUAUCCUAGUGCUAGGUGCUAGUCUGGGACAAGGCGGCGAUGGCGGUAGAACUUGGGGUGGCAGGACAUCGGCGACCCGUCACCUGCCGCAGCCUGCCGCAGGUCAUGGUGUCACUCGCACGUUCUGCUGCUCUGCUGGUGCCCGCGGAACUCCAAGCCCUGCCAGUCCAUGGCGCACCCAGCCUUUCUGUGGUGUGGGCCUGUGAGGUUUACUGUGCGCACUGUGGGUAACCCUGACUUUCCCAGUGCUGCGCGCUGGCGUGCGCACACUGACCUGAGUCACACUUGGGAGACGUUGGCGGACUGCAAAUUUUGCAGGGUGGUGCUAGCUAGCUGAUUAGCUAGCUGCUUUGUAAGUCUACUUUUCC
Molecule: messenger RNA, 2807 nt
Organism: Chlamydomonas reinhardtii
Lineage: Eukaryota; Viridiplantae; Chlorophyta; Chlorophyceae; Chlamydomonadales; Chlamydomonadaceae
Exons: 3
Coding region: 223-1422 (399 amino acids)
Biological process (GO): transcription initiation at RNA polymerase II promoter; transcription by RNA polymerase II
Cellular component (GO): transcription factor TFIIA complex
Source: RefSeq, a predicted model, not a curated record